This is a messenger RNA of Periophthalmus magnuspinnatus, 1804 nucleotides long. It is a transcript of the gene ankrd54, whose product is annotated as ankyrin repeat domain 54. Gene Ontology annotation, molecular function: protein binding. The transcript has 8 exons. The record is from RefSeq and is a predicted model, not a curated record. NCBI's taxonomy places the organism in Eukaryota, Metazoa, Chordata, Actinopteri, Gobiiformes, Gobiidae. The coding region runs from base 174 to 1157 and encodes 327 amino acids.
AUCUAGAAAAUGUAAGACGGGAUGUAAGAGCUACAGGAAUAGCUUCAAUUUUAAGAAAGAUAAAAUAUUGACAAUAAUGCGCAUAAUUCAGUUUUUUCAUCUGUAAUAGACAACAUCUAGUGAAGCAACUGCUGUGUAAACACGGUCCCCUUAUGUUGUGAUUGCGACACAUUAUGGACGGGUGGAGCCCCAUCGUUUCUACCGUAUAUGACAACGACAGAUCCAGCUCGGAAGGGGAAUACAUGAUCGAACCAGGACCUGAAAACGAAGCGCGAAAGGCGAUUGAGUGCGAGCAGCAGCAGCAGCAGCAGCAGCAGCGAGGCAGCAUGGACAUGAUGGAAGACGGAGGACCGGCUGUGGGUUUUGGCUUGAGUGGGACAGGGGACGGCAAGGUUCUGCUGGGUCGAGUGGGACGGAUGGACGAUAAAGAGCUUCGGUACUUGCAUUUGUUGUGGCAGCCAGGACGGGCAGAGGUGGGCUCCGGAGAGGGGCAAAAGAAGCUUGGGAAGGUGCUGGGUGGCAAGUCCAGGAGGCACCACCGGGCAGUGCGCAGUCUGGGUCCCAUUGGCAAAGAUAUUUAUGCUGUGAAAAGACUGAGAGAAGCAGCUAACAGCAAUGACAUUGACACAGUCCGAAGGCUUCUGGAGGAUGACAUAGACCCAUGUGCAGCAGAUGACAAGGGGAGAACAGCACUCCAUUUUUCUUCUUGCAAUGGAAAUGAAAACAUUGUGCAGUUAUUGCUGAGCUAUGGUGCUGAUCCUAAUCAGAGGGACAGUCUAGGAAACACACCUCUACAUUUGGCUGCCUGUACCAACCAUGUGCCUGUAAUCACCACACUGCUCAGAGGAGGAGCCCGUGUUGACGCCUUGGACCGAGCUGGUAGGACACCUCUACAUUUAGCCCGCUCCAAACUCAAUAUUUUACAAGAAGGAGAUUCUCGCAGCCUUGAAAACUUAAGGGGAGAGGUCACACAGAUUAUUCAGAUGUUGAGGGAGUACCUAAAUUUGAUGGGUCAGAGUGAAGCAAAGGAGAGACUCGAACACAUAUCGACACAGCUGCAGCACACACGCACUAAAGAACAGGUAGAUGAAGUAACUGAUUUGUUGGCCAGUUUUACGUCCCUCAGCUUACAAAAACAGAAUUUGGGAGAUAGGUAGAAAAGAUACGUAGAGAGCUGGAAUCUCUGUUUUUAAAUAAUUAUUUAAACGUGUUAAUUAAGUGACUGUUUAUGUUGAUCAGGUAUACCAUUGUGACCACUGACAGGCAAAGUCAAUAACACAAGCAGUGUUAUCUCUCCACCAUAGGAUGAGUUAAAAUUCUCUAUAAUCUAUAAAGAUUUCAGUGAUUUGAUGAAGACCAAAAUGUGGUUAGAUGACGAUGGCUCAGAGCAUCUACAAAGAAAUGGGAUUCACCAGAACAUGCUUUUACUGGAUUGAACUAAUAGGGUUAACACUAAUCUAUUACAAACAAACAACAAAUUUCUUCCACGUUCAUCACCACGCUCUCAUUACUCAGAAUUGCAGGGGGCUUGCACAGGCUCUACAACACUGUAUCUUUAAGGGUGCUUGAGUUUUGUUUUUAAAGUGAUUUCACUGUUAAUUCAGGUUUGUACAUCAUAUGAAUGAUAUCUGUGUAAUCCCUCAGUCGUCCUGGUAUGAUCCAUAGCAAAAUUUUAUUUUUUAAUUGCUAUGGAUCAUAUGUAUGACUUUGUCUUAUUGCCUUGUUCUGUGUGUUAUAUUAAAACUUGAUUUGUGUUCUGUGACUAAAAGGGAUAUUUGAGACAAUAAAUCUGUAUAUUUCAGAG